Messenger RNA from Drosophila kikkawai, 1451 nucleotides. RefSeq names its product Growth-blocking peptide 2 (gene Gbp2). NCBI's taxonomy places the organism in Eukaryota, Metazoa, Arthropoda, Insecta, Diptera, Drosophilidae. The record is from RefSeq and is a predicted model, not a curated record.
AACUCAGUCUCUUUUGAAUAUUCAAAGCUGGUGGUUGGUUCUGAUUCUGUUUCAGAAAUGGCUUCCCAGCUCUUAUCUCUGGGCUUGGCUCUGGCACUGAUCUUCCUAAUCGGCGGUCACUGGACAGAUGCACGUCCUCAGAAUCCUUACUAUGUGGAAAACGGAGGACAGGGCGGAUUUGGAGGACCAGAAACGCAUCAUCAUCGCCCGCAUCAUGGGCAUGGAUACGGACAUGGACAUGGACACGGAAACGGACACGGACACGAGCAUGGAUUUGGACAUGGACAAGGACAAGGGGUUGGUUACGGCUCGGGUUUCUCUGGAGGUUUUCCUCCCCAACAGUCUUCAACCUAUGGUCGUUACCCACCACCUACGUAUCCCGUCAACCAGUUUCCUGGAGGUCCUUUCUCUGGACAACAGCCUGGCGGCGGUCACUUUGGAAAUAGACAGCCCGGCAACGUCUUUGGAGGUCAACAGCCUGGCUCCAAUUUCAGACCUCAACCGGGUCAGGGUGGAGACUACAACAGAGGACAAUCAGGUUUCCAGCAGCCAGGAGGAAAUUUGAACAGGGGACAAACGGGUGGAGACUUCAACAGAGGCCAGGCAGGAGGAGAUUUCAAUGGAAGGCGACAGCCUGGCUUCCAGCAACCUGGAACAGGCUCCAAUCGAGGACAACCUGGCAUUCAGCAGCCAGGAACUGAUACGAAUCGAUCACCACCUGGCUUCCAGCAACCUGAGGGUGACCUCAACGCCAGGCAACCAGGCAGCAAUGAGCUGCCGACCUAUUCCCCCGGAGGAUUCCGGCAAACCGGCAGUGGUGAGAAUACCCUGCAGCCGCGACCAGGACCAGGUCAAAGCCCAGGAAGAGGGGGAGGUUUCCAGCAGCCUGGACAUCAGCCGGGAAGCUCCAGCAAUCCUAUUCAGCCUCGUCCAGGCAACAACGAAGAGGACGACUUCUCGCAGUUUAAUUUCCAAACUCCAAACAGUCUGCAGCCACGACCGGGACAGAAUCCAGAAGCCGGAGAAGCCUCCUCAGUGAUCCAACCCAUUCCUGGCCAGACUUCGACACGCGACAAUGUGGCUAACAAUCUGGGUGACCUCUUCAACACCCAGGACUACCUGUCACCAGAACUAAGCCAAGGAGUGGGAUCCAGGUCAGGAUCCGAGCGGGAUCCCAAGUCCGAGACUGAGGAGGCGCGCCCGGAGUCGGUGAAUCAGCGGAACCUUUUCGACACUGAUCCCAUCUGCACCAAUGGAACCGAGAGGAUGGCUGGACGUUGCCGGAAGAAGGCCUAGAAAGUGUCAAGAGUAACGUAACUCUUCAAUCUGGAAUAAUAAAUGUUUUAUCUACAUAUAUCUGUAAAAUUGUAAAACCGAGUUGUGCCAAUAAAUGUGCAUUGUUCUGAGUAAUUAAAAAGUACUGAGAACUUUGAGAGAUAUAUUUCCUAAAA